AUGAUAUCCACAGAGAGAGUGAAAUGCCACCCGUCAUGGGCCCAAACCGGCCCAAACACAUACUCCCAACCGUAUGGCUUUCAAGAAGUCCUCUACAACGCCAUCUCCGUCCCGCCCGGAUCCCCCGGCCUCUUUCUGAUAGGCUCAUCUAUCACCUUCAGCUACAACCCUUCCUCUCCAGCCGGUAGACUCUCUGCUCACGACCUAGCCCCUCUGCUCCGUAAUGCCUGGCUACAGAUGCGCCAGCAAUACCCAACGUUGGCAGCAGAGACCCAUCCCGAGGGGAAAAUAUACACCUCCCCAUCGUCCUCCGCCGAGCUAGAAGAAUGGCUUGCCGCCACCUUCAUCGUAACCCCAGGAAAGACAUCCGCCGAGCACUGGAGAACCAUGAUCAAGACAAGGCAAAUGACGAUGUACUUUUUUCCCGAGGAGCGCCAGCUGUUCCUGCAAGGGGAGCACCACAUCCUCGACGGGAGGGGGCUCAUGAAUUUCUGGGAUCGGUUCUUCAGGGCUCUUGCAUCGCCGGCCAAGGAAGAUAUAAUGAAGACAGAAGGAUCCGAAGUAUCACGUCUCCCUCCCCGAUCCGACGACCUCCUCGACAUGGCAGAAAAGAAACCCGGGCGCGGCGAGCAGCGCGCUUUGGAAAUCCUCGCACCGCUCGGCACCAUGAACGCGCCGAUCUGCUUGCCCGUGCCCCAUCCUCUACCUCCCUGCUCUCCACGGAACGCCGCGCUCGAGCUUCGACUCAGCACUCGCACCACAGAAUCUAUUACCGCCGCGUGCAAAGCUCAGCGCCUGAGCGUCACAGCCGUCUGGCACGCAGCCGUGGUCCUCGCCACCCGGUCCAUCCAAGCGAAGCGUAACUCGGUGCCGGGCGCAGGAGGAGGUACGCAGUUUGCCUGCUUUGGCAACUUCGAUCUCCGCCGCUACUUCCCUGCCCCAGACGCAACAACCCUACCCGACGCCUACGCCCUGAGCAACCACCACUGCGUGCUCCCGUAUGUUGUCACGCCGGAUGGCAAGACCUUCUCGCAAGUCGCGCGAGAGCUCGCCUCCUUCUACCAACAGGACCUGCCCAAGGCGGAUGCCGAGGUAUGGAGUGCGAUGGAGCCCAUGAUCCGCAUGCUGUUGCCCGGGUUCACUCGGACGCCGCUCGAGGAGACGACGCCGGCGUUGUCGAGUUUGGGGGUUGUGGAUCACUUUAUCGGUUCCUGGUAUGCCGAUGCUGGGGGACAGGGCGGUUGGCGGGUUGAGGAAGUGUGGUUUGGCGAUACCGUGACGGGGCCGUGGCUGGAGUGUUUCAUGUGGGCGUGGCAGGGGCGGCUGUCUUUGAAUUCAUGCUAUAACCCAGCCUACUACACGCACGCCGAGGUGGAUGAGUUCCAUCAGCUGGUGCUGGAGAAGAUGCUGGAUGGGAUGAGCAUCGUGGGCCAGGGGCCUUGUUGGAAGCUUUGA
Molecule: messenger RNA, 1455 nt
Organism: Endocarpon pusillum Z07020
Lineage: Eukaryota; Fungi; Ascomycota; Eurotiomycetes; Verrucariales; Verrucariaceae
Exons: 1
Coding region: 1-1455 (484 amino acids)
Source: RefSeq, a predicted model, not a curated record